This is a messenger RNA of Aspergillus neoniger CBS 115656, 441 nucleotides long. RefSeq lists its product as uncharacterized. NCBI's taxonomy places the organism in Eukaryota, Fungi, Ascomycota, Eurotiomycetes, Eurotiales, Aspergillaceae. The transcript has 4 exons. The record is from RefSeq and is a predicted model, not a curated record. The coding region runs from base 1 to 441 and encodes 146 amino acids.
AUGGGAAAAAAAAACGGUAUAGAAAGGAAGUUUGCCAGAUCUCUUUGCGGGAAUCUGGAUGGAUCUAGGCUGGAAUGGCCCGAGAAAGCAGGGAUAGUACGCGCGAAUAUCACCUUCUCAGACUACCAACAAUCUUAUAACCCACUUGAAUAUUUGAUCGUAAUAUUCCUGGCGAGCACAUCCAAGACUACCCACAAAGUACCUCGGACAGACGAGAAAUCCCUCAUCAUCUUGCCACCAGAUACUACAUCCCUCUCGGCCGCCCUGACCCAGUCCCACAGAAUGCUAUGGCCAUUAAUGGCACUCUGGGACGACAUCUACACCAAGUUGAAGCAAGGAGGGAUUCCUCUGUCGGACACAUCCAACCAGGGCGCAGGCGGGAUUCUUAAUGAACACAUUCAGGAUGAUCGAAGUACGCCCAUUCCCGGGAUCUCCUUUUGA